Drosophila willistoni is the source of this 2110-nucleotide messenger RNA. RefSeq names its product mediator of RNA polymerase II transcription subunit 17 (gene MED17). Gene Ontology annotation, molecular function: transcription coregulator activity. Lineage: Eukaryota; Metazoa; Arthropoda; Insecta; Diptera; Drosophilidae. The record is from RefSeq and is a predicted model, not a curated record. The transcript is spliced from 3 exons. Gene Ontology annotation, cellular component: core mediator complex; mediator complex. Gene Ontology annotation, biological process: regulation of transcription by RNA polymerase II. Bases 75 to 2012 code for a protein of 645 amino acids.
CCAGACAGAAUAAUAUACGGCCACACUGGUUCAGAUUUGUUGUUGCUAAUGUUCUCCCGGUUUUAUUUUCGGAAAUGUCUGCAAAUUCCGUAAAUAUUUCGGUGGAAACCACUUGUGAAAACCAAAUUCGAGAAAUCGGCUAUGAUGGAACCGAGCUAUAUCAACCGCCUCCGACUUUGUCCGAAAGCCUGGCCAAAUGUGCGGCUCGAAUUGAUUUCAGCAAAACAUCGCUUGACGACUUAAAAAAGGAGGAAAAAUCCGCGACCGAGGCAGAGGAGAGCAGAGACAAAGAUGGCAAUCAAUUUCAGGAAAGUCUCUGGCCAUGGGACGCAGUACGCAACAAGCUAAAGGAUGCUUUUACCGAAAUUUGUGUUCUGUCCGAUGUGAUAUCCAUUGCCAAGGAUAAACGUUAUUUGGUACUAGAUCCAUUGCUGGAAGACGGCGAUGAUACUAAGCCCAUAGUACAGGUGUAUAGCCGCAAAAAGGCUAUAUCCCAGGCAGCGCAAGUUCUGUUGGGUGGCGCAGAGCGCCUGAGAAAUGCUCACAGCGAGCAAAGAAGUCGUAAUAUUUCAGAUUUUCAUAUCGAACUAUUGCGCCUACGUCAGAACUGGAGGCUAAAGAAGGUCUCGAAUGCUAUAAUAGGAGAUUUAAGUUAUCGCACGGCCGGCUCAAAGUUUAAUAUGAGUGGAACUUUCGAGGUGACAAAAGCCGAAGAGCUUGCCGAUGAUGAUCAGCUGCAGGGACAGAAUAGCUCGUCAUCAUCAUCAUCAACGGCAAAUGGCAUGCCAAUAAAGGCUGCUUCAGCUCUAAGGGUUAUUGUCCCAGCCGAGCUGCAAGGAGUUGCCUACAUAAAAGUCAUCACUCAAAAAGAUCAAGAAGAUCUCUGCUCGGCUCAAGUCAAUCUUAUGGGUCAUGGCCCGAACAUAACCGCCCAGGUUGGUGUUUGGCAAAAGACCUUAGAAUUUGCCCAAAAUGUGCUGUUCUGCAAGGAGCUUUUUGCACAAUUGGCUCGUGAAGCUAUACAACUGCAAGCUCCCAUUCCGCAUGUUGUGAUCGGGAAUCAGAUACGUGCAACUCUGCUGCCUAACAUACAACUAAUCAUCUCCCUAUGCCACUCCACAACCUUUGACUCCAGUCAACCUGCCCCCAUCAAUGAUCAUGAUCAUGUGUUGGAGCAUUCAUUGCAUCAACUGCUCAGAGAGGUUCAUUAUAAGAACUCGCAUCAUCCUUUCCCCCAUCCAUCCAGUGCUCCGCUUGGCCCCAGCAAGAAGCGAAUGAUGGCGGGGCCCAUGGCUGCCGAUCGCGAAACUCUAAUGGACAUGACCAAAUCUCAAACCAUUUUGGAACAGAUUAUAGCUCAGGCACAACAUAUCUUCAUGAGGAAACGUACCCAAUAUGUGCUUGACACAUUGGCAAGGGAUGUGAAGGAUCCCCAAAUUGUUUCCCAUUGGAACGCAAUGAACAGCCCAACGAUGUCCUGUGUCAAGAUAAACAUUGUAACUCAUGGCUAUGAUGCCAUUGGACGAACAUCAUUGGUUAUUCAUGUCAAGGAGCGCUCACUAAAGUGCAUUUGCCGUGACGGUCGCGUCAUGCGUUUGUCCUAUGAGCCCCAAGAGUUAAGGGAUCUCAUUCUGUGUCAAAUUAAUUCUCAUCAAAUCUCUUGCCUUGUGAGUUUGGCUCGUUGCAUGGCUUGGACUGUCCUAUCGAAUAGUAAUCAUUUGGGAAUAGGCAAAGUGGAGCCAUUGGGAAAUGCCAGCUCCUGCUUGUUGGCCUCACCAAAUGGAGAUCGCAUGAUAGCAGUCCAAAUACGAUGCGAUCCACAAAUAGACGUCAAGGUGUACAUAGCCAAGAGUCCACGUCAAGAUUUCUUUCCAAAUCCCCUGGUUCCUGAAAAGCUUUGGGAGAAUUUGGGCGGUAGUUUUAAAGAGGUGCGUUUCGAUAAAAUUGAGGGCAAAAGUUUUCUUAACAAAAUGGAAUUCUUAAUGGCUUCCUUGACUAGUAAUACUGCCUAAUUUAUAUCUAUUUAUCUAACGUUAUUGUAUAGACUAAGUUACAAAAUUUCUGAAAAAUGGGAAUAAAUAUAACUAGUAUUAGUGGCGAAUUCUAUUAA